GGUCUGGACCACAGCCCCCAGGAUGCACUGCGACCAUGAGGAUUUCCAUCAUGUCGGCUACCAGAAAUGCCAGCAGCAGCAGCAGCAGCAGCAGCGAGGAGGAGGAGGAUGUGGGGCGCCUCCGGGAGGCUGCCUGGGACCCGGUGCUGCAGCGAGCAGCAGCAGCGGCCCUGCUGGUGCCCAAAGGCGGUAACUUUAAGAAGAGCAAGUUGCCAUCCGCUGAACCUAGCAUCAGAGAGAAGGUCUCUGAUCACGGGCAGGAUGGGAAUGAGCUGCAGACCACUCCAGAAUUCCGAGCUCAUGUUGCAAAGAAAUUGGGAGCAAUUUUGGACAGCUCCAUUACUAUUUUGAAGCAUUCUCCAGGACCUGCACAGGAUGAUCUGCAGUCCUCAGAGACUGAGGACGAUGGCUUCCGCCUCUUCUCCUCAUCAGUGCCAGGAGACUGUGGGGAGCCAGAACCUCAGACUGUGGGAAGGCGGCGGCAGCAAUACUGCAGCUCCAGUGAGCAGGACAGUGACGAAGAAUGGCAGAGGUGCCAGGAAGCCACGGUGACAGCAGCAGACAUCCUGAAACAUAGCGGCCUCCCAGCAGCGCUCCAGAAUUCCAGCCAGGACCACCACUGCCCGGCCACGGAGCCCAGCCAGAAGAAGAAGAGGAGGAAAAAGAAGGCAAAAGUGAAUGGAGAGAACAGCAAUGAGUGGGAGGCCAGAGGAGCACAUCAUAACCAGGCUGAUGCUGGGACUGAGGGGCCCUCGUGCUUCGAUGGAGCAAGCAGGAGAGGAGAGAACACGAGUACGGAGGAUAUGGCAGUGAUGAAGAAGAGGAAGAAAAAGAAGAAAAGGGGGGAAGUGGAAAUAAGGAGGAAGUGAUGUUUUACAGACACUUGGUACUAGGAAGAGUUACCUGAUGUGGCCCUUGAUUGGUCUGGCCUGCAUUUAAGGAAACACAGUUGUUGUAUUUUAUCUUUUAUGGAAUCAAAGAACUUAGUUUGGCACUCCCUACCGCGAGGGAUGCCCUGUAAAAACGCAGGGGAAGCUCCCCAUGUUACAGAGAAUGAGGACUUGUUGGAGCUGCUUACUAGACUGCUCAGGUGGGCAGUGGGUGGGUAAGCCAUCCGCGGAUGACUCUCCUGGGUCCCAUCUUUUUUUCCUUGGGCCUGCGCAGCGUGUGAACUCCCAGGCUGCCCACUAGCCAUGGAUCGAGUUCUCCCAAGUGCUCGACAACUCUCUCUACUUUUAUAUUCUCAAGCCACAAAACCAAGAAGUUCAUCAGGCCCCUGCUCAGCUCAGCUGCCCCAUGUGGCCAGCGGGCUAUGAUCAACUUGGUGGGCAGGCUGAAUAGAAGUCGUUGUCGUCAAACACUGAUAAUGGCAGUGGAUGGGUGCUUUCCUGCCAGGCAUGUCACAGUUUGAUGCAGACUGAUUCCAUCUCCCCUAUAAGGUUGUCUCAGGGAUAUUUCUUUUUUUUAAAAAAACUAAAUAAUAAUUUUUAUUGAUUUUCUUUUUCUCAUAACAAAUAUCCAAUAUCAAUAACAUUCAUUUUCCAACCCCCCCCCUCCCUAUUGUCUUCCCUCAAUUACUGGUUUAUUAUGUCAAAUGUUACAUUCUGCUGUUUGUAUAUAGUACUAUGUUGUCACAUUGUGAAAUUUCUUGUUCUCUGUAAAUAAAAGUUGUAAAUAGCUGAGUGGGGGUGCUCGUGUAAUCUCACUGUAUACAAGUUGUACAAGUGACAAUAAAGAAUUUCAAUUUCAAUUUAUUUAAAUCCUGCCCGUGAGUCCAUGUUUCUUUUCCUGCAAAUAUGUUGUAAAAGGUUCCAAUUCUUUCGAAAUCACUAUUGUCCUUUUAACGCAGUUUAUCUAUUAACUUUGCCAACUCUGCAUAGUUCAUCAACUUUUCUUGCCAUUGUUCUUUUGAUGGUAUUUCUCCAGUCUUCCAGUUUUCUGCUACUGUAUCAAGAUUCUUGCUGCUGUUGUAGCAUACAUGAAUAAUGUCCGUUUUUCUUUCGGCAGCUUUUGCCCU
Messenger RNA from Zootoca vivipara (common lizard), 2017 nucleotides. It is a transcript of the gene C16H12orf43, whose product is annotated as chromosome 16 C12orf43 homolog. The record is from RefSeq and is a predicted model, not a curated record. Gene Ontology annotation, biological process: negative regulation of Wnt signaling pathway; Spemann organizer formation; Wnt signaling pathway. Lineage: Eukaryota; Metazoa; Chordata; Lepidosauria; Squamata; Lacertidae.